This is a messenger RNA of Dermatophagoides farinae (American house dust mite), 4435 nucleotides long. RefSeq lists its product as uncharacterized. Gene Ontology annotation, molecular function: nucleic acid binding; zinc ion binding. The record is from RefSeq and is a predicted model, not a curated record. Gene Ontology annotation, biological process: positive regulation of DNA-templated transcription; negative regulation of DNA-templated transcription. Lineage: Eukaryota; Metazoa; Arthropoda; Arachnida; Sarcoptiformes; Pyroglyphidae. Gene Ontology annotation, cellular component: nucleoplasm.
UCCAUUUUUAAUAUAUUUUUGUAGAUUGAUAUUUCGUUUUUGUUUCUAUUUUUGUAAAUAAUUUUCAAUUCAAAAUUGUCUUAAGCUCAUCGACAAUGGAUGAUGUUUAUUACAAGAAAUACCCAUCUUCUUCAAGAGAUCAUCACACUCGUCAUCAAGCUGCUGGAGUUGGCGGCGGUGGUCAUCAUCCAAUCGGAAUGGGUCCAGUAUUCGCUGGUUCUGCUACUUUGAUGAAUCAGAACUCAAAUAGAUCUGGGCGUUCAUUGAUGCAAUCUGAUCCACCUUUAAUGGGAACAUCGGCAACAUUGGAUUAUGGCCAUGGAAGUAAUAGUUGUGGGGCUGCUGUUGGUGGUAGUCACCAUGAUUAUGAUUCAUCAACAUCAUCAGCGAUGGUGGUGGAUCAUCGAUCAAUAUUUGGUGGCCCAUCUACAUCAUCAACGCAACCUCCUCCAAUGGACAUUCCAAUGAAUGUUAAUAUUUCAACGGCAAGUCAGAAUUAUUUCGAUUCCCGCAUUGGUGAUUCACAUGCAUCGACAACUACGACAGUCAUGUCUUCAUCAGCGGCAUCUGCAACAUCAUCGACAGCAUUGGAAAAAUAUUUUACACAAACUGAAUUGAAACGAUUUAAUGAAUUUAAUCGUUUCCUUGUCAUGUCAUCACCUGAAAGGCAGAAGAAAUUUUAUUCAUCACUUUCAAGUGUUGAAUACAAACGUUUCAGUGAUUAUCUUGAUAUGGAAUCGCAGGCAAAAUCGGUUCCACCACCACCACCACUUCCAAAGGUUCCAACCGCUUCUAGCAUUAGUCAGGGACAUCAGCAAUCCGUACCGGAUUCAUAUUCAAGCCAGCCGCAACAACCAAAACCAGCAUAUACGAUACAAUCAUCAUAUUCAUAUGAUACUUCAUACUAUGGUAAUGGUAGUAAUGAAAAUAUUGCCAAUUCGACUAUGAAUAAUAAUUAUCAUCAACGGAAUACUGGAAAAUUCAAUUCAUCUUUAUCACAAGUAACUUCUGAUUAUUAUGGCCGAUCAUCGACGGUCGAUGGCAGUGCUGAUUGUUAUCAGCCACCAUUACCCCAGAUUCAUAACGAUACUUAUAAUCAAGAUUACAUUGACCAUCAAUACAAUGAUGGCUACGAAGAUAAUCAAAUGUAUGGAACAUACUCAUCAACUUAUGGUUCAUCAUAUCAUCAAAAUGAAAUGACAACCGAUCGCUAUCAUCGUUCGAAUAAAACGUCAGCUGCAAGUCGAAGCCGUAGUCGUACUCCCAACAGAUUUAGGAAAUCAUCGUCUAAUCAUCGGAACUCCUUGUUCUCAGAACAAUCAACCAUUCGUCAAAAUAGAAAUCGUGGCAGUAAUGAGCGUUAUAAACAUUCCAGUUCAAAGGAUUCACCUGUGAAAAAGCCAACAAAUUCAUCUUCAACAUCGAAAGAGUCCCAAAACAAACGUACAUCUUCAUCAAAUUCAUUGUCAGCUAAAACUCAUGCUAAAGAUAGUGACGUGAAAAUUCUUGAAGAACGAAUCAAAGAAUUAGAAAAACGUCUUGGUGAUCGACAUGGAAAUCGGAGAAGAUCUCAGUCUCAUUCAUCUGAACGAUCCUCAUCACGUAAACGAAGUCGACCAUCCCAAGAUUCAUCAUCAUUUAAGUCGACUAAUUCGAAAUCUGAAACGGUAACAAAAUCUGCUGAAGUAUCGUCGAAGAAACCCAAAAUUUCCGAAUCAAAGAAAUCGGGUACCAAUACGGAAUCAACUACUAGCUCGAAAUCCAAAGAUACAAACAAGACACCAUCAGCAAGUGAUGGUCCUAAAAUAUCAUCAACGAACGAAGGAAAAUCAACACAAUCACAAGAUACAGCCAAAAACUCUAGCGUGAAUUCAGUUAAAUCCGAUUCGAAAACUCCCAAUACUGCUGAAAUGAAAAAUUAUAAAAUACCGAAAAAAAGUGAUACUCGUAAUGCUGUAGCUACAACGACAACGACAAAACCCACAUCAUCGUCCUCGAAAGCAACAGCUCCAGCUAAAUCAAAAGAUUUGUCACCCAAGUCAUUGAAGCUUGAGGCAACAAAAAAACAUUCUGACCAACCGGCUAUCAAGAAUAAAACUUCACCAAGCGGUACUAGCAAUAGCAAUAGUAGGAAUCAUAAUGUCUCUGCAAAACGUCGAGAACCAUCACCGGUAUCAUUAGGGAAUUUAUAUGGAUCACAUCGAUUAAUUCAGCAGGAUUUCGAAAAUACGUUUACAUAUUUUCAUUGGUGUAAUCUGUGUCAUUUGUUUUUCAAAUCAGAAUCUAUGUAUCUGAAACAUUUACAUACGGAUCGUCAUUUUAGUAAGUUAGGGUCAUCGGAUUUUCAAAUCAUACGUAAAGCAGAAGAACGAGUCAAUACAUCUGAAACACCUGCACAAUCUGAAUCUAAUCCUUUGAAACAUUCAUCAUCAACAUCGUCGACCAUUUCGAGUAUGUCCAGCCAAUCGAUCGACUGUGAUAAGGAACAAUUUUUAGGGACCGAAUUUAUUUAUCCACUCAUAUCGUUCUAUUGUGAUUUGUGUUCAAAAUUUUUGCCUACAAAUCAACAAGGUCAAGAACAUCUUCGCUCCGAACGACAUUUGCUUCUCUAUCAGAAAUAUAUGAAAAAGAAUGUGGAUUUCUAUAAAAAAUUCAAUGAAAAACGUAUGGAACAAUUCAAGAAAUCGCCAUACGUACGUCAAUACAUUCAUGAACAAUAUAGGCAAAAGUUACUUGAACAAAAAAACAAAGGUAAAUCCGUAACAGAUUCACAAUCACAAAUGGUAUUGAGUAAGGCAUCCAGUCAAAAAAUACCAACUGAGAUUAAACAAUUAAUGGACUCACUUUUGGAUCGUAUCGUAAUAGAUUCCAAUUCCAAGAAUAAAAAAACUUUUACAGCAAGUAAUGUUUUGGCAUCAGUAACAACUAUAAAACCUGCCGUAGAGGUUAAAGAAUCACCUAAAGAUAAAUUAACUGUUGCUGUAACCAAACAGUCAGCCGACGAUGAGAAGAAGUUGAAAGAAAAGAAUCAAGUACAAGUAAUAAAGAUCAAAGAGGAAAAUUCUGAAACUGUUGUUGUUGCUUCUGUUACUAUUGUCAAUAGUAAUACUACAGAGACAUCCGAACUUCCAAUGGAGAAAAAGAAAUGUGCACCUAAAAUGGAACAGGACAAUGUUGACAAAGUUCAGACGACAAAAGCAACACCAACAAUAAAUAAAAAGAAACCCCAAACUAUGAAUGAAUCGAAGAAAUCAGUAGCUGCCGAAAUCACUAAGAAUGAUGAUAAUUUGAAAGCAAUUGAAAAAGCUCCUAAAAUCGAUAAUGUUGUUCAACCGCCUCCUUCAUUAACAGGCUACACACGGCGAAGAGCUGCCGCAGCGGCUGCUGCUUCGAUAAUUGCCCAGCAAUCACAGCUAACUCGGUCAAAACCAAUGAAAAAAACAUCAAUGAAGCAAAAAUUAUUAAAUGUUAUAUCGGAUACUGAAAUGAAAAGCACACAGAAAAAGAAGGAAGUUGCUCAAAUCGAAGAUGAUGAUACCGAAGUUGAAGAAGAAGAAGAAGAAACGGAUAAAAAAUCCGAGGCUGAUGACAAUCAAAAGGAAUCACGUUAUCAAAUUGUUGAUGGCGAUGAUGAUAAUGAUGAAGAAGAGGACGACGAAGAAGAAGGAUUCGAUGUAAUUGAUGAAAUGAAUGAUGCAUAGAUGACGUUUUCAUAUGAUUUUCAACACGAAUUUUGAAACUCAUUUGAAUCAUCACCCUGUUUAAAGUAGCAAUCAACAAUUCAUCUUUUUAAACAUGCAUUUUUUAUUACACAAAAAUCUCUAUGAUGAUAAAUUUCAACCAGGUCGUCGUGUAUCACAAUAAUAUCGUAAUAUUCAUUUUUUUUAUUUUCAGCCCCACCCAUCACACAAGAUUGAUUCAAAUUAAUAACUUUUUACAUUUUUAUUAUCUAUUCACACCCACUUCCUAUUUUCUCUAUGAAGCAAGAAUAUAAUUUUAUUUUAAUUUUCAAAGUUUGCAUUCUCUUUUAUUGGGGUAAGUUCCUGUAGAAAAAAAAACAAUUUUUAGAUUUCUCUACUUCAUUUGAUAGUUCUUUUCCGUUUCUCACUCGAACCUAAGUGUUUUUUUUUUGUUCGAUAUAAUCACUUCACACCAACGGCAUCUGAUUUUCACGCAUCAAUGAUUAACAGACGUUCAUCAAGUCAUCAUUAUGAUUCGGAAGCUUUUUUUUCAUUUGAAACAGUUGAUGAUUGAUCUCUAUAAUGAUUUUGAAUAUCUGACAAGAAAAGCCACGAAAAGGUGUGCCCUCGUUCAAUCUAUCAUUACAAACCCACUCACAUGCAUAAGUUUUUUUAGGCCCCUAUGGCCUUCGAUCCAUCAAUCAAAAAAAAAAAUGUGAAGUAACUAAAUUCAAUAAAAGAGCAAAUAAAAUUGA